UUUGAAAAUGUCUUUUAUAAAGUCGUGCCCGAUGCAGUGCAGCUGCUUCUUCCACAAACUGAGCGACGGCUCCAAGGCGAGGAGCGUCCUCUGCAACGAUCCCGAAAUCACCGCCAUCCCGUCCAACUUCCCAACGGACACGUCCAAACUCCGCAUCGAAAAAACGGCCAUUUCCCGAAUCUCCGGCGAUAACUUCCACUACCUGAACAACCUGGAGUUCCUCUGGAUGUCGUUCAACUCGCUCGCCUCCGUCAGCGUCGACAGCUUCCGAGGUUUGAACAACUUAAACGAGCUGCGGCUGGACGGGAACGCGCUCGCCAGUUUUCCGUGGGAAUCGCUCAACAACAUUCCCAGUUUGAGACUGUUGGAUUUGCACAACAACAAGAUCAGCUCGAUCCCGGCCGAGGCGAUCGGAUUCAUCAAGAACGUCACGUACCUGGAUCUGUCCAGUAACGACCUGGGGACCGUGCCCGGAAACGUGCUAGCGAUGUGGCUAACGGUCAAACCGGCGCAAGACACGGACUCCAAAUUUAUUCUAGGUCUCCACGACAACCCCUGGACGUGCGACUGCCGCCUGUUCGACCUGGUCCAGUUUCAGAAGUCGCCCUCGUCCUCGGUGGCGCUCAUCGACACGCGGCUCAAGUGCAGUUCCCCCGACAGCCUGGCGGGGGUGCUGUUCUCGGAGGCGGAGCUGCAGAGGUGCCAGGGCCCGAAGGUGCACACGGCCGUCGCCAGGGUCCGGAGUUCUUUAGGGAAUAACGUCCUGCUCCGGUGCGGGACCGUCGGAGUGCCCCUCCCGGAACUGAGCUGGAGCAGAGCGGACGGGAAGAAGGUCAACGGAACGAUUCAACAAGAGAUCUCCAAAGAGGGAAUCAUCUGGUCCAUCCUGAGCGUGCCGGCGGUUUCGUACAAAGACUCGGGGAAAUACAUCUGCAAAGCCACGAACUUCGUAGGAACGGCGGACGCCAUCAUCUCCCUCGUCAUCACGGACACGUUCCGCACCGAGGAGAUGGGCGGAGCCUCCAAACGCAACCGGGGAGGACGCAAGAACGGGAUCGGACGAGCCGCCUAUCAAGAAAAACUCAUCGCCAGAUACGUCCCGCCUCCAACCGCCGCGGCCAACCAACCGAUCAUCGAACCGCUCAACAAAAACGCGGCCACCGGAAAGUAUGAAAUAGAAAGUUACAGCGUUUCCGAGGACGCUAAAAGUACGGCAUCGGAUAAAGAAGUUUUGCGUAACAUCGCGGCUAACGCAUCGUCGUUACAAGCUCCAGAAAAACGGAUUGUACGAUCGGUUAAAGUCAUCGGCGACACUGACCAUACCGUGUCCUUAAAUUGGCGCGCGCCUACAGCUACGAACACGACCGAAUUUAGCGUCUUGUACGCUAUUUUUGGCGAAAGAGACAUGCGGAGAAUCAACGUAGGCGCAGGGAAAAAUCGCAUCACCAUUGACGGACUUGUACCGAAAACUAAAUACAUAGCGUGCAUUUGCGUCAAGGGGCUGAUCCCAAAAAAGGAGCAAUGUGUAAUAUUUUCAACGGACGAAGCUGCUAGCGCUAGUGGUACCCAGAAGCUAAUCAACGUUGUGGUGAUAACGGUGGCGUGCGUGAUCGCCGUGCCGUUGACGCUAAUCGUUUGCUGUGGAGCGUUGAAGAAAAGAUGCCAAAAGUUGUUGGGGAGAGAAUCCAAAGACAUCCAGGAUUCGUACGUGACGUUUGAGACUCUGGGACCGGCGGGAAAGGGGAAAACGGGAAUGGAAAGCGAUUUUUUAACGCGUUUAGAUGAAUCAAAUCGGCUGCUUUCGGCGAGGUCCAGCGUGGAUUCGGAGGCUACGGCGAGAACAGAAGGACUGCCCAAUGAAUACUUCUGCUAAGGACGGUAAACAGAAGGGGACUGACGAGCAGAGAGACAUUAAUGUUGCCUAUUUAUGUCUUUGCAACAGAAAAAACAAUGCAAA
This is a messenger RNA of Periophthalmus magnuspinnatus, 1957 nucleotides long. RefSeq names its product leucine-rich repeat, immunoglobulin-like and transmembrane domains 1b (gene lrit1b). The transcript is spliced from 4 exons. The record is from RefSeq and is a predicted model, not a curated record. NCBI's taxonomy places the organism in Eukaryota, Metazoa, Chordata, Actinopteri, Gobiiformes, Gobiidae. Gene Ontology annotation, cellular component: endoplasmic reticulum membrane. Bases 8 to 1873 code for a protein of 621 amino acids. Gene Ontology annotation, molecular function: protein binding.